AUGUGUGCUAACGCGUCUGUAAGUCAGAAGACUUCGUGUAUAUUUUGUAAUAUCGCUAAUAAGUUGGAGAGCACGGAGAUCCUGUAUGAAGAUGAGGAGGUGUGCGUGUUCAGGGACAUCAAACCAGCGAGUGACUACCACGUACUGACGAUACCGAAGCGACAUAUAGACGAUGUUAAGUGCCUUACAUCAGCUGAUAAAGAACUUGUUCAAAAAAUGUUAGCGACUGCCAAAGAACUAUUAGCUAAGAAUAACUUAUCAGUCGAAGAUGCUAGGUUCGGAUACCACUGGCCGCCAUUCAGGAGUAUAAAGCAUCUUCAUCUUCACACCAUUGCACCGGAAUCGAAAAUGGGUUUCAUCGGCAACAUGAUAUUCAGGAAGAAUUCAUUUUGGUUUGUUUCAGUGAGUAUUAUUAACUUAUAUCCAAUAUUUUUCUAUUAUAUUUAUUUUUCCUUAUUUGAUACAAGUUUUAAUGAAUAUGGAUAA
Molecule: messenger RNA, 486 nt
Organism: Danaus chrysippus (African queen)
Lineage: Eukaryota; Metazoa; Arthropoda; Insecta; Lepidoptera; Nymphalidae
Source: the annotation of a GenBank genome assembly